Molecule: messenger RNA, 2337 nt
Organism: Acanthoscelides obtectus
Lineage: Eukaryota; Metazoa; Arthropoda; Insecta; Coleoptera; Chrysomelidae
Source: the annotation of a GenBank genome assembly
CAUCGAGGAGAUAAGAUUGUAGCUUACGUUUAUUCGAUCAAAUCAAACAACGCAUAAAUUAACUAGGGCUGAGGUGCAACCAUGUGAAUUAUGCACAGUUUAAGACGUUCUUGUAGCCUAGAAAGUCUCCAAACAUUAGGUAACGAUGAAACCGACGUCGCCGGUGUUUCCAACAGGACCAGAUGGAUAAACGAUGGCUCUGAGAAUGGCCCCCAGGCAGCUGCAAGCAUGGAUCUCCAGCAAAAUACCAACGAUGAUAAAGGCAGGAGGUUCGUCAGGAAGAACAGCAAAACCUAUAGCAAAAGUUGGAGGGGAAGGCAACCGAAAUGUUUACAAGAAAAACAUAAAUACUUCACUGUGUCUCAAGGCAAUACCAGCAGCGUCACUGAAGCUGUGAAGGAGUAUGAAGCUAGAUAUUUGAAGGACCUUGAUACCGAUGCAGCUAGACAGGAACGUGAAUACAUAGAAGCGUUUGAUGCUAUGAUACAGGCUAAACAAGAAGUGAGAAGACGUAAGCCACUCAAAAGCUUUAUCGAUGCUGCAAAUGAAGGGAACACAGAACUGUACAGAAGGAGUCUAAUAGAGCGUAUUGACUCAGAACUAGAAAAAAUGAGACUGGACGGUUUCAUCGAUGACAACGAAGAAGUCCCUGCCUUAGAAGAUAAAGUUAUGACUACAAGCCCCAGCGAAACAAGUACUGAUGAAAGCUGGGUCUACCAAAAUGAAAACCUCACAGAAGCACUCUACGAUGACCUUGAGACAGGCUCAAGCUUCGUCGAAGCCUACAAUGACGACGGAAGGGAGCUUAUUAUAGCUGAAGUGGUCAUAGAACGAAAGGCUGUCAAUUUUAAAGAUCAAGUAUCUCUGGAUGAAGCAAUCCGAGAAAACAUGCAUGAUUCAGAAUUGAUACUGAUUAAAAAUGACAAGGACUACGAUGUAGUGGAAAAGGCAAUACGCAGCUUGCCAAGUUUAUUCAAUACAGAACCACACUCCAAUAGAUCCACUGUAUAUUCCACAGCAUCUGAAUCUGUGAUGGACGACGAUGAUGAUGUGUUCACGGAUAACGAAGACAAAAACGUUGACGAAGGGUUCUCUUCUAGAAGGGAAACGUACUGUGAUCCAAAAGGAAAUGUUAGAAUAGAAAGGGUAGGGUCGUUGGGUUCAUCAGAAGAGAAAGCAGCCACUUUGAAACGGAAGAACUCAUUGACCCCAAUCAUCAUGUUAGAUCAUAUAGCAGACGAAAUCAAAUCGACGGAAAGGAAGUAUUUGAGUGACUUAGCGAAAAUAAUUGAUGACUAUAAACGGGUCCUAUUGCUCUGUACACCUGAAACUCAACAUUAUGAGCUCAAAUUCCUCUUCGGCAAUGUUGAAGAAAUACGAGAGUACCAAUAUAGCUUUCUAUUGGAUUUAGAGGAUUGUGUGGAUGCCACAGAUAUUGUGCGAGCCUUUGUGGACCAUGAAGCAUUAUUUACCAAGUAUCCAUCGUACCUGAGAAAUAAGCCCAAGGCUGAUCGAGUACUUCGAACAUUUUCACACAUAAUCAAAAUGUUCUAGGAGGUGCAAGAAGAUUUUGAUGACAGGCUGGACUUCUCAGCCUACCUGCUGACACCGCUGCAGCGUUUGGGUAAAUAUAUCUUAUUCCUCGAGAACAUUCAGAACCAGUUCGAGGCUCUUGGUAUUCCAGUAGACAUAACAAAAGCGGCAUUAGAGAUAGUCAAGCGAGAAAUGACAAAAGGUAACGAUUUUGUAGCCAUUGAGUCUAUCUACAAUAGUCCAAUCAGCAGAUUGGACUAUGGUACUUUUGUAAUGAGAGAAAAUUUCACGAUAAUAAAGCCAAGGAAAAUGGAGGUUAUGGUAUUUUUAUUCAAGAACAUCAUCGUUUUUACAAAUGCUGAUCAAAAAGAAAUGGAGACAUUCUAUUACCUGGACAGUAUAAAAACCAACGAUUUAAGGAUAGCUACUUUCGACGAUUUGACUCUACACUUAACUGAUUUCACGAAGAGUAAAAGAAAGAAUCGAUCCAUCAAAUACUCCUACGUAUUAGAAGCGAAAAGCGAUAAAAUAAAAAAAUUGUGGAAAAAGACAAUAGAGGAUAUACUUUGGCAGCAGCUGUAUAUGGCUAAAGAGACUGUCAAGGCUAUGCCAUCCGUUCAAGCUUCGACCCUGGAAUACGGUACAAAGAAGGAUCGUAAAAGGCGUUCCAAAAGAGGUCUUUCAGCCAUUUUCUACGCAGACUAGGCGUUGAAUCCGGUUGUGUACAACUGCUCAUAGUUAUUUAUUUAUUUGGAAAUAUUACUACGUUUUUAUUAAAAUUUUUAUAAAAAAUCUACGUUGUGC